Molecule: messenger RNA, 1210 nt
Organism: Colossoma macropomum (tambaqui)
Lineage: Eukaryota; Metazoa; Chordata; Actinopteri; Characiformes; Serrasalmidae
Gene: ap3s1
Product: adaptor related protein complex 3 subunit sigma 1
Exons: 6
Coding region: 131-712 (193 amino acids)
Biological process (GO): Golgi to vacuole transport; intracellular protein transport
Cellular component (GO): intracellular membrane-bounded organelle; membrane coat; AP-3 adaptor complex
Source: RefSeq, a predicted model, not a curated record
CUUCCGCCUUGCUCACUGACUGCCACUGAGUGGCUCUAGUUUCUCUCAGGUACACUGGAACAGACAGGUGAUAGGAACACAUCAGCACCUUUCGUCGGCAGUUUAACAUAGUUAUUGAUAUAAUAAUAACAUGAUAAAAGCCAUACUCAUAUUCAACAACCAUGGAAAACCCAGGCUCUCGAAAUUUUACGAACACUACAGUGAAGACACAGAACAGCAGAUUAUCAGAGAAACGUUUCAUCUGGUAUCGAAGCGGGACGAGAACGUCUGUAAUUUUCUCGAGGGUGGAAUGUUGAUAGAUGGAUCAGACAACAAGCUGAUCUACAGACACUAUGCCACGCUGUACUUUGUCUUCUGUGUAGACUCCUCAGAAAGUGAACUUGGCAUUCUAGACUUAAUCCAGGUGUUUGUGGAGACGCUGGACAAAUGUUUUGAGAAUGUCUGUGAGCUUGACCUAAUUUUCCAUGUAGACAAGGUCCAUAAUAUUCUGGCUGAGAUGGUGAUGGGCGGUAUGGUCUUGGAGACCAAUAUGAACGAGAUCAUAACACAAGUAGAUGCCCAAAACAAAAUGGAGAAGUCUGAGGCUGGCAUUGCAGGGGCUCCUGCACGUGCUGUAUCAGCAGUAAAGAACAUGAACCUUCCAGAAAUGCCCAAGAACAUCAACAUUGGAGACAUCAGCAUAAAAGUGCCAAACUUGCCCUCCUUUAAAUAGCAGAUAAAAAUGCCUUGUGCUGGGAUGGACAGAUGCGUAUGUUGAAAUGUGUUUACCAAACUCCAAGUGAAAUAUCUUGUUACUUCAGAGGCUAUGAAGGUACCAUGUGAUAUGUUUUUUUUCUUUUGUGUUGCUCCUGGUUUUGGAAUGUCUCUUAUGUGUCUUUUUUUUACUCUAUGGAAAUGAAGUAUUUAUUACAUUCCUUUGCCCUCUCUAAAGGUGUGCCCUUACAAUUUGGCUGCUACAGUAUUUGAAGAAUCAUACCUUUGUAGUGCUUUGUACAUCGGACUUAAAAGUACACUUAAGAAUAGAAAUAUCUAAACGACUCUGUAUAUGCUUAAAUUAUAUUAUUGGUAUUAUACUGUAUGUAAUCAGAAUAUUUUAUAUAUAAUUUAUCUUCUUUUCAUACUCAAAUAAUGCUUUUAUUUUAAUCGGUGCAUGUGAGGUUUUUCUUCUUUUUUCUUUUUUUGCAACAAAAUAAAGUAUUGCAGCAUUUUA